UAAACAACAACAGCUAUCAGCUGUAAACGUUGAUAAGAGGAGAGUAUAAAAGUGAUUUAUCAGAGGAUGGUAACACAGCUCUUUAUGUCGUCACGGUAACCGGAGCAGCAGACGUUUUGGCACGAGACAGAGAGAUUGUUUCCUGUAGUUUGUGUCGUGAGUUUUGUAGAGGAGAAAAUGAGCAUCAAUAGAAAUGCAACCGCAGAUUUAUACAGGGAAUGCGUCGCCCGGGACGUCGAGGAAAACGAAACUACACCUUUAUUAGCAAAUGGACCAGUGCAGAGCAGAUCUAAAGGAGCAUCGUUCGCCUCCUCUGUGUUUAACCUGAUGAAUGCCAUCAUGGGCAGCGGUAUACUCGGUCUAGCUUAUUCUAUGGCCAACACUGGAAUAGCUGGGUUUUGUAUCCUGUUAGUGUUAGUGGCUGGCCUGGCUGCGUUCUCUAUACAUCUCCUUCUGAAGCUAUGUGACCAAACAGGUAUCAAUUCAUACGAAGCGGUCGGAGAGAAAGCCUUGCAAAAACCAGGAAAAAUUCUGGUUGGAAUUUCUAUUCUUGUCCAAAACAUUGGUGCCAUGUCAUCCUAUUUGUUCAUCCUGAAGUCAGAGCUUCCUGCAGCCAUCAACAGCUUCGUGAGCUCACAAAGCGAAGGAUAUACCUGGUAUGAAGACGGCAGGUUGCUUCUGAUCCUUGCCACACUAUGUGUUGUUCUACCCCUGGCAAUGUUGCCUAAAAUUGGCUUCCUGGGCUACACCAGUAGCAUUGCCUUUUGCUUCAUGCUGUACUUCGCAAUUGUGGUUGUGAUCAAGAAGUGGUCCAUCCCCUGCCCACUGCCUCAAAAUAUGACAAUCUCAGUUGCCGUCCAGCUAUCAAAUUCCUCUGACGCAGAAUGCACACCCAAACUCUUUGUCAUCACCAGUAAGAGUGGCUACGCCAUCCCCACCAUGGCCUUCUCCUUCCUGUGCCACACGGCUAUCCUGCCAAUCUACUGUGAACUGGACCAACCUUCAAAGUCCAAGAUGCAGAACAUUACAAAUGUCAGUAUUAGCCUCAGCUUCCUGGUUUACCUCGUUUCUGCGCUGUUUGGGUACCUCACCUUCUACGCUCACGUGGACUCUGAGCUGCUGCUUGGCUACGACAAGAUUAUGCCUCAUGACAUCAUGGUGAUGGUGGUUCGACUGGCCAUCCUGUUCUCCGUGUUGCUGACUGUUCCCCUCAUCCUCUUCCCUGCCCGUAAGGCUGCGACCCUGCUGCUGUUUGGAGGCCGACCCUUCACCUGGCUGGUCCACAUCACUUCAACAGUAAUCAUCCUGAGUGCGGUGCUGCUGCUGGCCAUCUUUGUGCCUGAUAUCAGUCAUGUGUUUGGAGUAGUGGGAUCCACAACAUCCACCUGCCUGAUGUUUGUUUUCCCCGGCAUUUUCUACCUCAAGAUCAACAGAGGACCCCUCAGAUCCUUCAACUCCAUUGGGGCUGUGCUUCUGGUCAUCUUUGGUCUCAUUAUGGGAAUCCUCAGCCUCUCUACCAUUGCUUACACAUGGGCUCGUGCCUUCUAACCCCUUUCCCAAAUUAAGCACAACAGCAACGAAAGGGGAAAGCAUGCCAAAGAAACUAAAUAAAAACUGGAUUAAAAAAAAAAGGGAAGAGAGAUGAUAAUCAGCAUCACCUCAGGCAAAGUAUUUAUGGCAAAGUUGUUCUCAACACUAGACUUGUAUGUGUUUUUGUACUUUCUUACAAACAUAGCUCAAACUCAGCACAUAGAGCUAAAUGAAGUGAGGACUUUAAAUAUUCUACCCGCUGAUUUUUUAUUUUUAUUUUUUAAAUGUCUUUUUACAAGAUGACUUUCAGACAAUAACCAGGGCAAAUCUUUACUUUUUUAGUAUACCUGGCACAAAAGAUUUAUUGUGUCAGAAUGUCACAAAAAAGUGUGAAGUAAGUUGCCCAUUAUCUUUAAGUUCAUUGUAUGUCCUUCAUUUUUAUUUUCUUAAAGCCCUUGUAUUGUUGUAUGUGGAUGAUCAUGCACCUUAUGUAUACCAGUCUUCUAGCAUUUUAAAAUGCUGUUGACUAAGUCUGAGCCGUAAAUUUGUCACGUUUACCGUUUUUUUGAUAUUUUGUUUAUAGAAUUUUUCAGUUGUACAUGCACAAUCACUUGUUUUCAUUAAUUGUUGUUUACACAUAUAACACAGUUUAUUUACCACUUUGUUGUUUGUGAUUUUUUCUUUUAAACCUGUUUAUAUUGUUUAUUAAGUGUACUGAAUGUAGGUAGUGUUACUGCUGCUACUGAUCGGUGCUUUGGCCUUUUAAUAAAAGGGAAACUGUUUAUGUAC
Molecule: messenger RNA, 2319 nt
Organism: Epinephelus lanceolatus (giant grouper)
Lineage: Eukaryota; Metazoa; Chordata; Actinopteri; Perciformes; Serranidae
Gene: slc38a6
Product: solute carrier family 38 member 6
Biological process (GO): amino acid transmembrane transport; L-glutamine transport
Cellular component (GO): plasma membrane
Molecular function (GO): L-glutamine transmembrane transporter activity
Source: RefSeq, a predicted model, not a curated record